CAUAGGAGCCUGAGGCUGUGGAACCAAAAGCUCUGGUCUUCUGCUGCUGUUCCUUCCUCCUUUUUCUCCUGGCUGCCCCCUGCCAGCAGCCCAUCUGCCAAAGAUCUUCAUCUCUGCUAUGGACAAUGUCUGGUUCGGUAGAUAAUGCACCCUGCAUGAACUUUGAAGCCAACAUAUUUGCAAAGAGCCUGUGCCAGCACUGCUUUCGAGCCGCAGGGGCUCACCAGCAGCAUGCUCUCCAGGAGCAUGCUGUGGAGGUCACAGGACACGAUGCUGGCAGCGAUGCAGACCCAGAUGGGCCCUGGGAUGCCCUCCAUAUUUUAGCCCCCCAGUGCGAGGUAUAUGUGUGCGUGGGCCCAGCGGAGGGGACAGAGCGCUGGCACGAGAGCAGGGGAUAUCCCCCGCUCAGCCCCGGAGCUGAGAGUGAGCACAGAGAAACCAGCAGCGACCCCAGCACCCGUGCCGAAGCCAAUUCCACACUCACCAGGCUCUCCUCCGAAGACCUGCUUUGCCGUGGACGUGGUGGCAUCCCGUGUUGCUCGUGCCUCCCCCAGUAACGGCCUUCUCCCCGCCCCAGAGCGCCGUCCUGCCAGCCAGAAGCCCGAGGAGCGCUGGCCGAAGCACCGCAUAGAAAGUGGCUAUUUCUCUCUGGAGCGCCGGAAAACUGACCCUCUGUGGGCAUCCACCCCGCCGCGUGCUGCCACCGGUUCCUCGCCGGCCCGCAGCGACUCAGCGGGCAGCGGUGGGCGCCUGGCUGGCUCCCGCGUUCAGGAGCCCCGUGGGCAGCCCAGCAGUACGGGCACGGAGGGGCGGCACGGGCUGGAGAAGCAGGAGUACACAGUGCUGGCAGACCUGCCCAAGCCCAAGCGCCUCGGCCAGCAGGAUGCUGUGGACCGCUGUGGCUCCCGCACACUCAGCCCCGGCCGGGUGGAGGUGGAGAGGAUAUUUGGCUGCGAGCGCAGGAAAUCAGAGACCCUGGAGGCCUUCCAGGCCCUGGAGGAAGGCCGCGUGGAGCGGCUCGAUGGCAAGACCCCAGUGCCACCCAGCAAAGGCCGCCUAGCUCGGAGGCAGUCCAGCCCCAGCCUGCCCAGGGAGGGCCAGCGGGUCUCCUGGCACCUUGAGCAGCACAGCAGAGGCCCCAAGGAGCCCCUGCGCUCCCCCAGCCCAGCUCGGCACCCUGGAAGAGCCAGCAGGAACCAGGGGGACCCCCCACGCCCCACCAGCUCCAGCUGGCUGCUGGAGAGAGGCAGCCGGAGUCCGCGCUCUCCAAGCCCAGCCCGCCAGUCAGAGAGGAGGGCAGGGGAGCCCCUGAGCCCUCCCUGGCACUCAGGGAAAAGCUGGAGGAGCCAAGGGGAGCCCAGCUGUACCCCAAACUUGGAGAAGAGCAGAGCUGUCUGGCAGGCCAGGGGUACGGAGCAAGCCCCAGAGAGGAAGAGCCGAGGGGACACUCUGCACCCCCUGGGCCUUGGGAAGGGCUCAGAGAACAGCAGACUGAGCCAGGCAAGGCCACCGCCACGGUCCCUCAGUCCUGGGAGGCAUGCGGAGAGCACAUGGAGAAGCCAAAAGAUGUCCCCUCCCAGCCCAGUGCGGGGCACAGGGAGGCAACAGGUGAAGCCAGGGGAGCUGCUGCACCUCAGGGGGCCCAAGAAGCCAUCCGAAUGCGGCUGGCAGAGCCUCCGGGAGAAACUGCCGCCCCCCCACCCUGGGAAGGGUGGCGGCAGUGACUGGAAAGGCCGAGGCAAGCCCCUGCGCCCCACAAGCCCAACACGACCACUGGAGCAGGACUGGAGGGGCCAGGGGGAUGCCCGCCAAGCACAGGUGUGGGACAAGGACUGGAAGCGCCAAGAGAAGCCCGUGUGCCAUGUGGACUUGAUGCGCCAGCUGGAAAGGGAGUGGAAAAGCCCCACUAAAUGUCUGGAUGUAGGACUAUGGCCAGAUGACAGCUGGAAAAGGCCUGAGAGUCCAGCACAGCAGCUGGAGGAUGACUGGAAGGGUCCCGAGCACACUCGAGACACAAACAACCCAGAAAAGCCAUUGGAAAGUGACUGGGGGAACAAGAGGCUUCUCAUUUACCACCCUCAGCUGGGUGGAAGUGCCUUCCCGCCACAAAGCAGCACCGGCUCUUCAGGAAGCCCAAAGCCACACUUCAAUGCCAGUGAAAAGCACAAUAAGCCAGAUCUCCUCAAUUUCAAGAAGGGAUGGAUGUCUAUCCUGGAUGAGCCAGGAGAGUGGAAGAAACAUUGGUUUGUGCUGACUGACUCGAGCCUCAGGUAUUACCGGGACUCCAAUGCGGAGGAGGCUGAUGACCUUGAUGGAGAAAUCGACCUCCGCUCCUGCACAGACGUGACGGAGUUUGCGGUUCAGCGCAACUAUGGCUUCCAGAUACACACGAAGGAUGCUGUCUUCACCCUGUCGGCAAUGACCUCAGGCAUCCGCCGCAACUGGAUCGAGGCCCUGAGGAAGAACGUGCGCCCAGUCAGUGCUCCGGACGUCACCAAGCUCUCUGACUGCAAUAAGGAGAACUCCUUCCGUAACUGCGUCCCCCAGAAGAGCUCGCUCCGGACGGAGGAGCAGCAGCGGCCAGGCUCGGACUCCGAGGGGAACUCAAAAGGUGGUCACUGGAAGGCGGAUGGGCAGCGCCAUGCGUUUGACUAUGUGGAGCUGUCUCCCUUGCCACAAGACCCUGGGAAUCAGGGGUCCCCACAGAGGACGAGAGGGAGCUUGAGGGUCUCUGACCGAGCUCCCAAGCAUGAGGAGCUGGAGCGGGAUCUGGCCGCUCGUUCGGAGGAGAGGCGGAAAUGGUUCGAGACUCCCGAUGGCAGGGUCCCAAAUAGCGAUGGCCUGGCAGGGGACUCUUCCCGCAAGGCGUGGGAGCAGGACCUCCCUUCUCCCCCGCUUUCGGAGGAGCAGCGAAUUCGGCUGAAUGAGGAGAUAGAGAAGAAGUGGCUGGAGCUGGAACGCCUGCCCUUGAAGGACUCGCGGCGGGUGCCCUUGACCACGCUGCUGAACCAGAGCAAGGGGGGCCAUGGAGACGCCAAUGAGGCACUGAAAAAGGAGAUCCAGUCACUGCGGGCACAGCUGGAAUCCUGCCGGGCCCGAAACGAGAGCCUGCGGGAGGCGGCCAAGUCCCAGGGAGACGGACCUGUGCCCCGGGGAUACAUCUCACAGGAGGCCUGCGAGCGCAGCCUGGCCGAGAUGGAGUCGUCCCACCAGCAAGUGAUGGAGGAGCUCCAGAGGCACCACCAGCGGGAGCUGGAGCGGCUGCGGCAGGAGAAGGAGCGGCUCCUGGCAGAGGAGGCUGCGGCGACGGCAGCAGCCAUCGAGGCACUGAAGAAGGCCCACCGGGAGGAGAUGAAUAAGGAGCUGGGCAGGACACGAAGCUUCCAGCAGUGUGACUCAGUCUCAGAUGCCCUCCAGAAGCAGCACCAGUUAGAUGUGGAUUCCCUGAAGCGGGAGCUGCAGGUGCUUUCCGAACAGUACUCCCAAAAGUGCUUGGAAAUUGGGGAGCUCACCAGGAAGGCAGAGGAGCGGGAGCAGACACUGCUGCGCUGUCAGCAGGAGGGGAAGGAGCUCCUCCGGAAAAACCAGGAGCUGCAGACCCGCCUCUCAGAUGAGAUUGAAAAGCUGCGAAGCUUUAUUUCAUCACGGAGCUCUGGGGACCACUCUCUGCACAACAACGAGCGGAGCUCCUGUGAGCUGGAGGUGCUGCUGCGGGUGAAGGAGAAUGAGCUCCAGUACCUAAAAAAAGAGGUGCAGUGCCUCCGGGAGGAGCUACAGAUGAUGCAAAAGGAUAAGAGAUUUGCCUCAGGGAAAUACCAGGAUGUCUACGCAGAGCUGAAUCACAUCAAGGUGCGCUCAGAGCGGGAGAUCGAGCAGCUGAAGGAACACCUGCGCCUGGCCAUGGCAGCUCUGCAGGAGAAGGAGUCACUGUGCAACAGCGUCGACAAGUAAUGGUCUGCUCUCCGUUUGUUUAUCUGUUCUUGUUUUGUAUCUGCUCCAUUCCUCACUUGUGGGGAGGAGGAGGUUGAAUCCCAUCUGUUAUCACUCUGGCGAGGAAUCUUACACACCCCCAACCUCCUAACUCCCCUCCCAACGCUUAUUUGAUGAAGCCCUUUUACCUGUGUACCUGAGCACAUUGUUUGGACUGGCUCCUUACAUGCACCUUCUUCAGGAUUUUAUAUGUGAAAAAUAUAUUUUAUAGAGGAAUUUUUCCCCCCUGGGAAGAGGAGGAGGAAAACUUCUACUACAUCACCAGCAUUUUCUAACCUGAAAAAGAGAAUCUGGUUUUCCCCCCCUCCCCAGUCCCAUUGCUCCUGGCCACACAGCCACCUUUGGCACAUAUUCCCUCUCUUCCAAAUGUCUCUGUGACCCCUCUGAGAUGCAUGGUGAGGAUGAUGCUCCCCUCCCCGUGCCGCCCCCAGGGACUCAUGGAGAAGACAAGCAAGCCAUAGGAGGGAAACGCUGGGGCAGUCUGCCAUGGAUGUGCUUGCUGGGGACUUUUGAAAGAGGAGACCUUGGCAAAAGUCUGCAUGAACGAGCUCUCCCCGUGACUGUCCUUUGGCUCCUUCAAGAACCCGAAUUGGCAGGAGCCCAGAGCCACAGGGUCUCUCCUUUCUGAGGAAGAAGAGCUGUGAGGCUGCUUACUGCACCCACCAGAGCCAACCCCGCCUUGAGGUGGCAGCUGCUGUUGCUCUGUUGCAACCUUCAACUUUUAACUUAAUAAAAUCUUCCCCUUUCGCUGAGAAAAA
Molecule: messenger RNA, 4748 nt
Organism: Columba livia (rock pigeon)
Lineage: Eukaryota; Metazoa; Chordata; Aves; Columbiformes; Columbidae
Gene: TRIOBP
Product: TRIO and F-actin binding protein
Exons: 20
Coding region: 343-3951 (1202 amino acids)
Biological process (GO): positive regulation of substrate adhesion-dependent cell spreading
Cellular component (GO): actin cytoskeleton
Molecular function (GO): actin filament binding
Source: RefSeq, a predicted model, not a curated record